Molecule: messenger RNA, 5555 nt
Organism: Bombus huntii
Lineage: Eukaryota; Metazoa; Arthropoda; Insecta; Hymenoptera; Apidae
Gene: GAPcenA
Product: rab GTPase-activating protein 1-like
Exons: 17
Coding region: 411-3566 (1051 amino acids)
Source: RefSeq, a predicted model, not a curated record
GGAGGUGGUUCGCUCGCAAUUCGUUGUAACAAAGCAGACUUCCGGCACCUUAGUGCUCGAAUGGCCGACACCAAGGUUGCCUUUUCUGUCAAACGAAAUUAUUUCUGACGUGAUCGAAAUCAUGUAAAUGUUCACCGAUAACUUGGAAAAAUCGUUGGAACGUGGGUAGAUCGAUGCGUGGAUCGUGGAAACGGGGUGUGUCCGUGGUUUUAAUCAACAACAACGCAAGAAGAGGCACCGGUGUCUCUUCAAAUUUUGGAUUCACCAAGAGGGUAAUCCCUGUUCUUUGCUGGGGGUGUAAAUAGAAGCGGGUAACUAAAACCGUACGAUACCGAGAACCGAGGCACAAUAAGUUCGCUUAAGAAUGCAAUUCAGAUGAUCCGAAAUACUUGACAAACCAAAUCGACAUUAUGAAUUCGAACAUAGUUAUGGAGGAUAGCAUGAGUGUUAAAUCAAUGGAAUCAGUGGCAACAAGUGAUGAAUAUGAAUUUGUAAAUGACAGAGGUAAUGGCAAACAUCAACAAACAUUAAUCAGUGAAUUACCAAUGUUGAAAAUUGCCAAUAACGGCAAUUUUGAAGAUCUUCAAAAUAAUCUUCGUGAGGUAUUGACAGAAGAUUCAAAAAUGGAAAGCAAUGAUUAUAAAAUUGUGAGCAGUGCGCAACAAAAUCAACCAAAAUCUAAAAAAGUGGGACAAAGUAAAUUUUAUGAUGUAAGUUCUUGUAUGGUUGCAUCUGAGAAACAGGAUAUUAUGAAACCAGAAGAUUAUAUUGAUGAAGAAAUAAAUUCCCUGGCUAAUGUUCAACAAGAAUGCACUAUUUUUAAUGGGGUGACUUACCUGGGAUCGGCAACGAUAAACGCGCCUAAAUCAGAAUGUGAAAUACAGCGCAAUAUGAACAUAUUAAAUGCAGAACAAUCCCUUAAUUUGGGAAUUAAAGUAUCCGUUUCUGUACCAAGUAGUUCACAAGGUUCUGUUGUUUUAUAUGAUGCUGCUACUCAACAACCAAUUGCACAUUAUGAAGUACAACGAAUCCUAUUUUAUGCGCGUGGUGAAAGUGUUGGUCCAUGCGCAGCAUGUUUUGCUUUUACAUGGUCACAUGGGGAUACAUUGGAAUCUGCCAUUUAUCAGUGUCAUGUUUUCCGGUGCGAUAUACCAGAAGCAGUAGGACAAGUUUCUGCUUGCUUUUCUAAAGCCUUCCACAGAAUACCACGUUCGAUGACUAGCUCUCUAACAGGAAGUGAUUUCAAUGGGUUUAACAUUGGAAGUGAAAAAACUAAUUCUCGUGUAUUUAUUUUUGAAGUAACAAUGGAAAUAAAAGAAGAGGAUGGAAAAGGAGGUUUCAGUAUAGUUCCUAAGGAUAGAAAUUGUUUUAAACUUCGAAAUAACGUAGCUAAACAAGUGUGUUUAAGUAUUCAGCAAGUUUCUAGCAAAGAAGGAGGAAUUACUCUUGAAGUUGAGAGGUGCUUUGGAGUCCUUGUUAGUCCUGGACGCAAUGUUAAACAUAGUGAUAUGCGCCUGCUUGAAAUGCAAGUUAAUGCUGGUCCACUAGUUCAAGAUAAACAAUGUUACAACAUAUGUGGGCACUGGGACCCUGCAGAUCCAGCUUUAGAAACUCUCAAUAUUGAAACCCCAAGAGAAGGAAAAAUUUAUAUGACAGUUGCAGUUGAUUUAGUAAUACGUGGUAUCCGAGAACCCGUCAGGUUUAUAAUAGAGACAUUAGUUAAAGUAUUUCCACAAAAUGAAAGAUUUUGGUAUUUUAAUAAACGAAAUCUUGUACAACAAUUUUACCUUAACUCAAAAGAAAUAAUAUCCGGAGAUGGUACGGAAGUUCACUAUGAAGUACAAAGUAUAGAAACUUCAGGAGAGCUGGAUAGAAACAGAUUAAAUCUCGCCCUUAAUUUAGCAUCACUGAUUCGAUCUCCUUCUUUAACUAGCAUUGACACACUUACACCUAAGGAGGAAAUAGACUCAGAUGGAGAUGAACCGAUGUUAAGUGGCACAGGUGAAGUAUCAAAAGAUUGUUCUGCAGACGAACUAGCUAGUUGGGCAGAAGUACUAGACAGUUGGCAAGUUAAUGAACAACGUCCAAAACUUCUUAUAAAACUUACAAAGCAAGGUAUUCCUGAAGCACUACGCGGAGAAGUAUGGCAACGUUUAAGUAAUUGCGAUAAUUCACAAGAAAUGAUGGAUAGAUACAGGACUUUAAUUACUAAGGAAAGCAGUUGCGAGAGUGUUAUUUUAAGAGAUAUUAAUAGAACAUUUCCUGCCCAUGACUUUUUCAAAGAAACAGGUGGUUUGGGACAAGAUUCUUUGUACAGAAUAAGUAAAGCGUAUGCAGUGUACGAUGAAGAAGUUGGAUAUUGCCAAGGACUUAGCUUUUUAGUUGCUAGUUUACUCCUUCACAUGCCGGAGGAACAAGCUUUUUGUGUUCUGGUGAAGUUAAUGUAUGACUAUGGUCUAAGAGAUUUGUACAAGGAUAGAUUUGACAACCUUCAUAUGAGAUUUUAUCAGCUUAAUAGAUUAAUAGAGGACCAGCUGCCAGAACUUUAUAAACAUUUUUGCGAUCGUGGUGUAGAAACACAUAUGUUCGCUGCACAAUGGUUUUUAACUCUUUUUACAGCCAGAUUUCCACUUUAUCUUGUUUUCCAUAUUCUGGACGUAUUCCUUUUACAAGGACUUGAUACAUUAUUCCAGGUUGCUCUCGCAUUAUUAAUGUUGUGCAAAAAGGAACUACUUCAAUUAGAUUUUGAGAGUAUAUUAAAAUACUUUCGGGUGCAUUUACCUAAACGUUGUCGAAACGAAGAAAUAUCGCGCUAUGUCAUGAAGUUAGCCUGCUCAGUUACCUUAAAGAAAUUAAAGAAGUAUGAAGCGGAAUUUAUGACACUGAAAGAAGCGCAAGAGAAUGCGGAUGAAUAUAGCAAUGAAGUAGAACAGUUACGGGGCACAGUAGCGAGAAAUGAGGAGGAAAAACAAAGAUUAGAAGCCGAAUUGGUUCAAGUCAAGGAAAUGCUACAACGAGAAGUAGCAAGAGCAGAUGCGGAAAGUAGGCGAAGCAAUAUUAUUAUUGCUGAAUACAAACAGAUUUGUCAACGUUUGGAAGAUGAUUAUAAUGCUGCAAAGACAACACUUAGUGAAUUGCGAACGAAGGUUUCGAAAUGUGAAAAGUGUAAAAGUUGUAUAAUGGAUUCGUCCAAUAUAUUAGCAGAUAUUGCACACCCUUUAGAAAACCGAAUAGAUCCUAUGUUGCACAGAGUGCAGGAGAGAGUACGAGAAUUAGAAUUGGAGUUAGCUCAAACAAAGCUAGCCCAUGUUGAAGCUGAAUGUAGAAACCAGGAUUUAACACAUCAAUUGCAUGCGACUGCUUCUGAACUUCAAGCAGCGAGAAACAGCUGGCCAUGGCUUAGUAAGACACUGUCGAGUAUAAAAGAAGCGGCGAAUAAAAGAGAAGUAAUAGCUCCGUCAUUAAUGAAAGAUCUUAGACGAGAUAGCGCACCCGGAGGUGAAAUGCAUCAUUUGAUACAUUCCCGUAAUCGCGAGACUCGUGAUAAUCUUAAAGAAGUUGUGUGAUUCAGUAAGUAUUCGAGUUAAAGUGCAUAAAUAUAACGAGGGACGCUAUUUUGAAGUAGAAAAAUAAACCUAAUUAUAAUAUAUUAUACACAUCUAUUCAAACGAAGUUACUUUAACCAGGCGAAGUGUUGGAAGAAUUCGUAUAUUACGAGAAAAGACCUAUUUGAAAUAUAAAUUCGAAUACACAAUGUACGUCCAUGAUUACAUGUAGUAUUCUACUUGACCUGUUUAUAAUAUACAUUCGGUAUAUUUUACGUCAGGUUCCUCGCGUGCACUAUUAAUCGCGUGCUUUUAGCGAUGUCAGCUUUAUCCUGCAACUCUGAUAUUAAUCUUGAUAUUACUUGUUUACAUUUGUUAAUCGUUUCAGUAUAUUGAUUUUUACCUAAACUUGGUUUGUGAAUUAUUAAUUUUAUUUGAAAUCCGGUUUUUAUGUAUUAAUAAGGAACUUCACACGAAAUUGGAAGUCCUAUAUUAAACAAUUGAUUAAGUGAUAGGGCACAUAUGGAGAUGCAAAAAAAGAUUACAAUAGAUGUUAGCGAUAAGUUCACUACGUUUUGUAUGAAACUAGUCUAAGACGUGGAAAAUAGAAAUACUAUUAUAGACCUUACUGUAUAUAAAUAGCUCUCUCUCUCUCUCUCUCUCUCUCUAUCUAUCGAUCUCUCUCUCUCUCUCUAUCUAUCUAUCGAUCUCUCUCUCUAUCUAUCGAUCUCUCUCUCUCUCUCUCUCAGGCAACUAACAGACGUAACAGACUGCGGAAAUCAGAGAUUCCACAUUUAGUAAAUUGGAUCAUGUAAAGCAAAUAAUGUUUCUGUAAUUUUCAUUUACUUUCUGUACGGAUUUAUUAUAAUGACAUUCCAAAAUCAUAAAUACAUGUGCGUUUUUUUUAUUAAACUCUUAUUUUAAUCGGUAUAUAUAUAAGGCUAUUGAUUAAAGAAUAUGUAUGACACUUAUUAAUGUAUGCGUCUUACAACUAAUUUUAAAUUGUAACGAGUAACGUAAAUUACAUGAAAGAGAAACAUUUCACAUUGUUUAAUUUUUAUAUGCAAUUUAUUGUCUGCUGAUGCUAUUAAUAAUCACGUUAAAUAAUACUGCAACAUUUUGCAGGUACAUUGGCAGCUGAACAAAAUAACUUAAUAUAAGACUAGAUAUAGUCUUUUACAAUGCAAAAUAUUUUUUCCGUUUACCUUAAUCUCCUUUUUUUCUUUCUUUUUUUUUCUUUUUUUCAUUUUUUUUCCUUUUUUUUGAAAAUUUGAUUAAUUCGCAAUCAGUAAACGACAUGUACGGGCGUGUGAUGCUUAAACGUAUAUUAAUUAUCAUUUGUCUCUUGCUUUGACAGAAUCUACAUAAAUUAGAUCUAAGGCCAUAAAUUAUGUCAAGGCACUACUUGAAGUUAGAAUUUAACCAAAUGUGUAAUAAACAUUUCUGUUACGUGAACAAUAAGACCGAGUAAAUAUUCAAGAAUGUUUAAAAAGAUAUUUUAGUUUGUAAAUCUAGCUUUGUGUGAAUGUGUGUAUGUGUGUGUAUUAAUUAGUGCCAUUCAUUUAAUGGAAUUACUGAUUAAUUUAUUUUGUACUUCUUGUUCUGUGAGUUAUCAAUUUAGAAUACCAAGAACUAAAUUAAAUAUCGUGCCGUUAUCUUGCAUCGUACAGUUUAUAGAAGAGAUUGGUAAUGAUUAUUUUUGUUUUGCUUUUUUUCCCAGUUGACGAUAAUUUAACUGCAUUAUUGUUAACGUAACAUUUACUACGUAUCAUAUACACGUUCGAAGCGAAGAUUAUGAUCACUUUAGAAAUUCGUACAAUAGCUAACAAUAAUCCUACAUCUGAUGUAUGAAACAAAAGAUGUACUUUCUGUAAAUACUAAAAAACAAUAUAUAUAAAGAUAAAUUACUAACAAGUCAUGUAAAGAUUUUAGGUUACUACACAUGUAUCACUGUACACCUUGUAAUGUCAUUCCACUUUUACUGAAAUAAAGUAAGAUAUCAUCUGUCUA